GCCGCAUCGGUCGCCAUUAUGCUUGCAAAAUCCGUCCGCCGCUUCUCGUCCGCGGCGGUGCCACUCAAAACCGAACGCAUGAACAUGUUCACAGCGUUGAAUGAUGCCAUGCGCGUUGCCAUGGAAACAGACCCGACGGCCGCCGUCUUUGGGGAAGAUGUCGCGUUCGGCGGCGUGUUUCGAUGCACCGUCGAUCUCCGCGAGCAGUUUGGCGAAGACCGGGUAUUCAACUCGCCGUUAUGCGAGCAAGGUAUUGCCGGCUUUGCCAUCGGGUACGCCUCCGUCGGGCGCACUGCCAUCGCCGAAAUUCAGUUCGCCGAUUACAUCUUCCCUGCGUUUGACCAGAUCGUGAACGAAGCCGCCAAGUUUCGGUACCGAUCCGGCAACCAGUGGGACUGUGGCAAGCUAACGUUCCGCGCGCCGUACGGUGCUGUCGGCCACGGAGCGCAUUACCAUUCCCAGUCGCCAGAAGCGUACUUUGCCCACACCCCCGGUCUCAAGGUCGUCAUUCCUCGCAACCCCGUGCAAGCCAAGGGGCUGCUGUUGGCGUCGAUUCGAGACCCCAACCCGGUCGUGUUCUUCGAACCCAAAGCAUUGUACCGCGCGUCCGUGGCGGAGGUGCCCGUCGGUGACUUCACCGUCCCCCUCGGGCAGGCCGACAUUGUCCGGUCGGGCUCGGACGUCACCAUCGUGGGAUGGGGAGCACAGAUGCGUGUCUUGGAGGAGACAUGCGACAUGGCGGAAGAAGCCGGCGUGAGCUGCGAACUGAUUGAUCUGCAAACGAUCUUGCCGUGGGAUGUCGACACCAUCGAGCAGUCUGUACGCAAGACCGGGCGGCUGAUCGUGUCACAUGAAGCGCCGCGCACGGGGGGAUUCGCAGGGGAAAUCGCGUCUACAAUCCAAGAGCGAUGCUUCUUGAGCCUGGAGGCGCCCAUCCUUCGAGUCACGGGCUACGACACACCCUUCCCGUUGGCCCAUGAAAAGUUUUACCUUCCGGAUGCACUCAAGAACUUUGAAGCGAUCAAGAAGAUCGUGAAUUAUUAAACGGGGUGGCACCACCGUAUUCUCCAAAACACGUCUAGACUACUACUAGUACUACUACCACUUGUCCUAGUACACAAGUACUACUACUAGUACUACUCGUA
Aphanomyces astaci is the source of this 1145-nucleotide messenger RNA. RefSeq names its product 2-oxoisovalerate dehydrogenase subunit beta, mitochondrial. The transcript is spliced from 5 exons. Gene Ontology annotation, biological process: response to nutrient; branched-chain amino acid catabolic process. The record is from RefSeq and is a predicted model, not a curated record. NCBI's taxonomy places the organism in Eukaryota, Oomycota, Saprolegniomycetes, Saprolegniales, Verrucalvaceae. Bases 19 to 1044 code for a protein of 341 amino acids. Gene Ontology annotation, molecular function: catalytic activity.